Solea solea (common sole) is the source of this 2888-nucleotide messenger RNA. RefSeq names its product highly divergent homeobox (gene hdx). Lineage: Eukaryota; Metazoa; Chordata; Actinopteri; Pleuronectiformes; Soleidae. The coding region runs from base 228 to 2636 and encodes 802 amino acids. Gene Ontology annotation, biological process: regulation of transcription by RNA polymerase II. The transcript is spliced from 11 exons. Gene Ontology annotation, molecular function: RNA polymerase II cis-regulatory region sequence-specific DNA binding; DNA-binding transcription factor activity, RNA polymerase II-specific. The record is from RefSeq and is a predicted model, not a curated record.
CCUGUCUGCGAACACGUCACAAUCAUGAUUAGAAUUGAUGAUCGGACGUUCUGAUUUCAUUGUCUCGCUUAGGGGAUAGCUGAAGAAAUCUGCUGAAUUUGAACGUCCUUUCUGAAUUUGACAUCACACAUGCCGCAGUACGCAGAAGUGUGCCGGGUACACUGAGACAGGAUGGCUGUGAUCAACCCGCACUAACCUAGUAAUAUGGAGGUUUUGCUGUGACCUGCAUGGCGGCCCCAUUCCCCUCCAGUAGCAGAAUGGAUGCAUGGCCACAAAGGCGUGGCCUGCAGACUAUGAACCUGCGCUCAGUGUUCACCCCUGAACAGCACAGGAUCCUGGAACGUUACUAUGAGAAUGGGAUGACCAAUCAGAGCAAGGCCUGCUUCCAGUUGAUACUCCAAUGUGCCCAGGAGGCCAAACUGGACUUCAGUGUGGUUCGAACAUGGGUUGGCAACAAAAGACGGAAGAUUGCCUCCAGGGCAGACCAGAACGGAGGUUUGUCUCAUUCCCUAUCCAGUCAUGUACUCACUGGGGGACUUCUCUCCAAUCACACAUUAGCUGGAGGUUCUCUGUCCAAUCAUAGCAUAGCGGCAGGGGCACUCCUUCCCGCUGACAUGGCUGCAGCACGGACCAUUCAGAAUCGAGUACACCUUCUUCCUCCAUCCUCGUCUUUCCCUUCGUUCUCGUCAGCAUCUUCCUCUCCUUCCUCCUCCUCUCCUCUCAGCAGUGGAAGCAACAACAACAACAACAAUGACGUAAUAUUGACUGGAAUCUACUCUCUGAACUCCAUCCCUCGUUCUCGACAAAAACCAACUGCUCCCCCCUCUCAGUCAGACCCCGAACUUUCUGUGCACACUCCCUCAUCUCUGAUCAACCAGGUCCUGCAGAGCAGGAACAACUCCACCACCUCACCCUUCCACUCCAAGCUGGUGUCACUCUCACAGAAUCCCCCAUCCCUCACAUCUGCCUCAGGGCCAUUAGUCUACACUGCUGUCAGGAAGGGAACUUCAUCCCUUGGAGAAGCAGGGACAAGUGCAGGACCUGGAGCAGGGGUAGUACCUCACAGCUGGACUAGGCAGUACGGUACAGCGCAAACACGCCCUUGGUCUUCUUCCUCACAGUCCCAGGCUCAGCUUCAGCCCAGACCUCACUCCAACCCUGAGUCUCAUCCAGCUGUCACACACAAGACACAGGAUACCGUCACAGAACAAAACUCUGCUUCCUCCUCCGAACAGACGCCUCGAAUUCAGCAGGUCUUCACUUUGUCAGAAAAAAGUGAGGCCGACAGACUUACAUCUGGACCAUCUUAUCCUCGUAAACGUCAUGAGAGUCAAAGGCAUGUGCCACACCCUCAUGACACCAGUUCUAACUUCUCCAGCAUCUCCAUUGCCAUGGAGACCGGAGAUGAAGCAGAUGAGUGGCAAAGGGAGGAGGAAUUGGCCAGUAUGGCAGCUCAGACACAUCUCCACAGGGAGCAAACUAUGUCCAGCCCAACUGAGGCUGAAGUGUCUGUGGUGAGAGGAAGCCACACACCUCCUCUGACUAGCUCCAGGCCUGCUCCUCUUCACAGCAACACAACUCUUCAGGGCAGCUACUCCAUCACAGCACAGACCUCACUCACAGGGGAAUCCAGCUCACAGACUCCAGUCAGUGUGUCUGCUGCCCCCUGGGUUAUCAGCAACUCCAGGAAAAGAACACUGCAGGAUCGGACCCAGUUCAGUGACGGGGAUCUCAUGCAACUGAAGUGCUACUGGGACCGAGGUAUGACCAGCCUGGGCUCAGUCUGCAGGGAAAAGAUCAACGCUGCAGCCAACCAACUCAAUGUAGACACUGAAAUAGUCAAGACAUGGAUCAGUAAUAGACGAAGGAAGUACCGACUGAUGGGUAUUGAGAUUCCACCCCCUAAAGGUGGUCCUGCUGUAUUUUCAACCUCAUCCCCAGGUAAUGAAUGUCCCAUGACUCUGAGCCCUGAUGAAGAAAGGCUCAGAACGCCUGACCUCGGAGAUGACCUGAAUGAUGGCGGAUCUCUCUGCCUGUCUGAAGAUGGAUCCAUGGACUCACAACACAGAGACAGAGAAGAUGUGACAGAUGUGUCCAUUGCUGCUUCAAUGGCCAAUAAUGUGAAGAUUGAAGUAACUGGUGAGGAUGAAGAAGAAGAUGAUGAAGACGAUGAUGAUGGUGGUGAAUUUGUGGCCUCUGACCUACAGCAAAUGCAACAUCUGUUGGAAUUCAAGCACGAAGAAGUGCAGUUCUUAGAGAACGAGCUAGAGAACCAAAAACAAAAAUACCUUGAGCUUGCAAGCUUCACUAGGAGCCUUCUCAGUGCUCUGAGGAAUAAUGACCUGGAGAGACAGAAGGAACUUAUGGCCAGUCUACCUCAGCCUUCAGACCAGGACUGGGACACAAAUGUGGAGAGAGGAUUUGAUCCUGCUGCUGAGUUAGCAGACGCAUCUUUCAACCACGAUGGCUUCCCCGUGGCUGGUGACAGCGGCCUGGUGCCUCCGCCAGGCCCGGCAAAGGAAGAAGUCCCGCUGGUCACCAUCAACAAAGACGGUUCAAUUAAUGAAGAUACCCUGCAUCUUCUGCCCUCUGCAUCAGAGGAGCAAAUGCAGGAGGCAUUUACAGAACAGAAGUGACUCGUCUUAUGUACAACAGCUUCCUCACACACACAUAAACAGACGUUGUCGCACUCCACAUAGAAGAUGAUUUCACACACAAAGAUGGAAUCUGUUGUCUUACAUUUAAACUGGUAAACUUGUUCUCCACUCCCAGUGCCUGUGGAUUGAUGCUUCACUAUGACUGUUGGGCUGACAAAGGCCUUUUUUACUGCAUAUCAUUCGCCUUGCUCUGGAUCAGUCCAGAGAGAACAAUAAAUGACCUCUGAUUAA